UAGUUUUCUGUGUGUGUUUUCUGUAUUAAAUUAAAUUCCUAGAAUUUUGAAUCUUUAACUAAACUUAACUAAAAUAAUUAAGAAACAAGUCAAUUAAUUACCUCAAAAAAAGAAGACACUUAAAAACGCAACUAACAUCUAUCAAUUAGUAUUAUCUACCAACAAAAAACAAAUAAAUAAAUAAUUAAAUAAAUAAAUUAUAAUAAAUAACGAGCACCCAACAAAAAGCAAAAAAAAACCAAAACAAAAAAACCAUUUCAAAUCGCCCUUUUCAGAUGUACGGUAACUAUGCGCCAGCUGGAAGCCCACCGUUGCCAGAUAUUAUAGGACAGUAUUAUUCUCCGGGAUACGGCGGCCCUGGGCCAUAUGAUUUGUAUGGAGGACCUUCGACAUCGGCUGGCUACUUGUAUGAUCCUGCGGCUGUGGCCGCCGGUUAUUAUGGUCAAACCUCGCCCAUACGUAGGCGCCGUUAUAGCAUUGCUGGCCUGCCGUCGGCCUCAAUGAUGAACGAUUAUUAUGGUUACCAGCCGGUGGGUCCACAGCCUUUGCAUCAGUCUUCCUCUUCGAAUAUUAUUAAUUUGCUCAACGAGGCUCACAAGUCGAUAUCGCGCUCCUCCCAAAUACUCGGCCAUCACGCACGUCUGGCUCAGGCCCAACAGGCUGCCGCCCAAACCGUCACACCCCUAACGCACUAUCCCGGUCGUGUCAUAUCUAGUUAUCCCACUCUGCAUCCGGGUGACACCUCGCCGCCCUAUCUGAACGAUAAUCUUAUGCAAAUGUCCGCGAGUUUUUCGUCGCAGCCGAACAUGUACUUCCAGCAAUACACACAACCACCUCAGGCGGCACCCGGCCAACUGGGCAUGGGCGGUAUGGUUGGUGGAACGCGUUUAAGACCCGCGUACUCGGUAUCGAAUCUAAACUAUCUCAAUUAUCCCAGUGGUGUGGGGGUGGGGGUAGGUGGCGUCGGCUUGGGCGGCAGUAAAUAUGCGACGACAGCAGGUGGUGUGGCCGGCAGUAGUUAUAUAAACCCGUACUCUCAAACCCUAUACAAUCCAUCGGAUGUGAAUGCCUACAAUGUCAAUAAUAUUAUGCAACAGCGCAACUUAAUGUCAUCAUUACACGCCUCGAAUCCCGCCAUAUCGCAACUCUAUCAACAGCAUCAGCAUUUGCCAUCACAGCAGCAACAACAUCAGCAGCAGCAGCAACAAUACAAUACGCACCAGCAAAUGCUGGCCCAUAAUAUACAACAGCAAUUCGCUGGCACCCAACAUUAUGCUCACCAAAUACCGCCCAGCACACAUCCCUCAGCUCAUAUACAUGCCUCGGUACAGCAGCAGCUGAAUCCGGAUCAUCAAUUUCACAUACACCAGCAUCAGAACCACUUGCAAACACAUCCGCUGGCCGCUCUGGCCAGCACGACGGCACCCUUCCCGGCCACCCUGACGAGCAGCGCUCUGCACGAUGUGCGCAGCGCCAUGGGUGGUGGAGGCGGUGGGCUUGGUGUUGGUCUCGGUAGCAGUGGUUUGUCUGGUUCCGGCGGUGCUGCAUACGAUCACUUACUACACUCCUCAUAUCCGCACCAUCAUCUGCAACACACUCACUCGCACAUGCAGCAUCCGUUGUCGGCAACAACUUCAUUAGGACACUCAUACUCUCAUCAUCCGCAUCAUAUGUCACCAUAUUCGAAAAUAGAUUUAGAUUAUCCAAAACUGCCACAAGAGCAAAAACGACAAGUAAGUUUUAAAUUUGACGUAGAUACGCUAUCUCUAGAUUCUUAAGUCCAAAAGCUAAUUAAAAAUUUAAUCAAUUUCUAAGAAAUAUAAACUAAAAAAGAAAAUUAAUAAGUACGCUGCAACAAUAAAGCAU
Molecule: messenger RNA, 1866 nt
Organism: Lucilia sericata (common green bottle fly)
Lineage: Eukaryota; Metazoa; Arthropoda; Insecta; Diptera; Calliphoridae
Product: la-related protein Larp4B-like
Exons: 1
Coding region: 276-1778 (500 amino acids)
Source: RefSeq, a predicted model, not a curated record